This is a messenger RNA of Biomphalaria glabrata, 4442 nucleotides long. Its product is annotated as ankyrin repeat and fibronectin type-III domain-containing protein 1-like. The transcript has 20 exons. The record is from RefSeq and is a predicted model, not a curated record. NCBI's taxonomy places the organism in Eukaryota, Metazoa, Mollusca, Gastropoda, Planorbidae. Bases 1012 to 4221 code for a protein of 1069 amino acids. Gene Ontology annotation, biological process: establishment of mitotic spindle orientation; regulation of establishment of bipolar cell polarity. Gene Ontology annotation, cellular component: spindle. Gene Ontology annotation, molecular function: protein binding.
UGUAUGUUCAUUGAUAAAUUGUCUUUAGGGUCCUCUGUAACUAUGGAAAGGAAAACAAUUACAAACAUGUUUGAAGAGUUUUCUGUUGCUAUUUAUAGCAUCAUUCAAGUCGUGUUUUACUAUCAGACCUAAUUCAUUGGUGUACAAUUAGGUGAAAGUGAAAAUAUGACUUUUGACUUCCAAAAAUAGAAAUAUACAUAUUCAAAACUAACUAGGUCAUACGUCAGCCAAUUAGUUACUAUAAAUAUGUAGUAAGUCUAAUAACAUGGCUUAGUAAAAAGAAGAUACAACGGUUUCUUGAUUCGACAGCCUUACUAUACACCGUGACCACCAUUAUCUUUGGAUUAGAUCCUAGCUUUAUGCCCCAUCGCCACCAUGGCCUUUGGAAUCUAUCAAAGUUGCAAUUCCUGACAGCCAGAGCCCAACACACGUCUACAUUUGCUUUCUGGCCUCCCUAAUACAAUGUAAAACAUACCUAGUAGCACCUUAACAACAGAAAUGUCUAGUCCUAACUAGAUACUGAACAGAACGGUUUUAUUGCUUCUUUUCAAUUUUACUUCUGUGCACAGGAUGUUUUCCGUAAUCUUAAAGUCCUCUUCUAAGUUUGUUCCCUUACAUUCUCUAACUAGCAAUGCAUCUAUUCUCUUGACCAAGUGUUUCGUGACUCUUGUGUGAAGUUUGUUGACCAACGUAUUUCAUGGCCCCUUCUAUCUAUUUAGUCGACAUCUUUCCUCUUGUUUGAUUAGCUUCAGAGCUAACACUUUACUUUUUCCAUCACCACUCGCCACCACUCUCCUUCUUUCAACUCAUUACAUUCAAACCGUUACGUUGUCCCCUGAAACCGCUUCAUCCUCUUGUGAACUUGUGUUACUGUUACAUUGUUACUUUGUAGUGUUGAAUUGAUCCAAUUCUCUUCAAGGUCGUUAGGGUGAACAAAACAACUUUCAGAAAUAUAUUUGUAAACAUCAAUUUUAAAAACAAAAAAUAAAAUAUGAAUGACUUUCAUUAGUAAUGGAGAUUUGUAAUAUCUACAAAAUGCUUGAGAACUCUUCAAGCUCAGGAAAUCUACACAAGUUUUCUAAAUUUCUGGCUCAGAAAGAUAAGAAAGACUCGGUUUCGCCCACAAGAAAUCGUUUUCUCAGUUUGGACUGGGGUGAUGCUAGAUCUGUCAAGGCUAUCAAAUCUUGCUUUGGAGACAGUCCUAUGGAUGUUUUGACUGGAUUAUCUGCAUCUCCUAGUGCACCAGAUUACUUGAAUAACAAAACUUUUGACCAAAGAAUUAGAAUCAUGAAGGAUUUACGUGAAUCAAAUUCACACAAGAAGAAAAGUUUGAGCUUAGAUAUUCCAGAGGGACAAGCAAGCAAACGAAAAUCCGACAAAAGAGGACUAUUAGAUACCUUUGGAUUGUUUGAUGCUGUUGAACAGCAAGAUUUAGACUUGGUGAAAUUUAUUGUAGACAGUAGUACUGUCGAUAUUAACAGCCUAAAUAGUGAAAAUCUGAGUGUCCUCGACAUAGCAGUUAUGACCAACAAUAUUCCAAUAGCCAAGCUACUACUUUCAAAAGGGGCCAAGGAGAGUCCUAUUUUCCAAAGACAAGAUUGUCGCAUACAAAAACUUGAAGCCUUGGUGACCGAAGCAGAAAAAAAAGUUGUUGAUUUAACGGCUACAGUUCUCAAUGGCACAUCUGGCAACGCCAAUAUCUCCCCUGGUCAACUGAAAGAGAAUGAGAAGUUACUAAGUCACUGGGAGUUCAGGCAUAGACUAUUGAAGAGAAUGAAAGCUGGCUAUGAUCAUGCCAAACCCCCAGAGCCACCUACUAAUGUCAGAUUACAAGUAUCUAGUAGUUCUUCUCUCUUAGUAACAUUUGAUGAGCCACAAAGUCAUAAUGGUGCUGUUGUCACUAAAUACAAAGUGGAGUGGAGUUUAAGCAGCAGCUUUGUAACAACGUCAGGAGAAGCCUUCAUUGAACAUUUAUUGCAUUUGAAAUAUGAAAUAAAAAACCUGGUAAAAGGAUGUCACUAUUUUGUCAGGGUUUUCGCUUGGAAUGUUAAAGGAUUUGGUUUAAGCUCAAUUAGUGAUCCACCAAGUGCAACUCCAUCAAACUGGCGAGAGGUUGAUGGUAUUCCGUCCAGAUUGGAAGGGAAACUAGCUUCAUUAUACACCUUAUAUCAACAAAUGAAACGGUUGAGGUCACGAGAUUCAAGUGAAAUGAAAGAGCUAUUGAACAAAGGAACUGAAUCUCCCAGACAAAAGAAAAGAAUCAGUAUCAAAAAUUUAUUUAUUUCAACACCCAAAUUCCAAAAAUCAAUCAAAAGGGGAGUGUAUUUGGUGUGCUUGUUUUACAACGAAGACAAAAUUCUAGUUACAUCUGAAGAACAAUUGCCAAUGAUUGAAGUUGAUGAAUCAUUCUCAGCACCAUCCAUAAACAAUGAUCUCUACUGGUUACUUAAGAUUUCCUGUAUUUGGGAAGAAGUGAAAGUACUUAAACAGGACAUGGAAAGGACCAGUAGUGCAGGUUCAACAUUUAGAUGCAAACUCUUACAAGCUAUUAUUUCAUUACAGAAUUGUUUAGGAAUAACAGAUUUGGGUCAGAUUUUCCACCGCCCAUUGAGAGAUCAAAAUAACAGUAUUAUUUUUACGGUGAUCAACAACGUGAGGGAUCCUAAGCUCAUUACUUUCAGCAGUAGUAAAUGGGUCACUUUUGGAAAACUAGCACGAAGGCAAAGUCUUUCUUCAGCUGACUCUACAGAUGCUCACACGUUAUUACUCAGCUGUGUUCCAGAAAUGAUAUUGUAUAAUCAAGUAAGUCUCGAGCCAUUGCCUAGAGGUCUCUAUUUAGGUUACGUCAAACUUCAAGCAUCAGUCGAUGUGCUCAAAGUAAUGGUGCCUAAUAAGAGUCCCAAUUGUGUGCCGCAUAUCAAAAUACGAGAUCUUCCUAAUGUUUCCAGAGAAGAAUGGGAGUGGCUACUCAAGGCUGAUACUGGUCUAGAUGUUGACUAUAUGACCAACACACAAAGAAACUUCCAAAAUCUUUUAAUGGAUGCAACUAAAAAGCUGUUUACUUAUCUAGACUUACCAGAGUCAACCACUGCAAAUCACAGAAUCUAUGAUCUGGAAGUUCUGGAGUUAUCACCAUCUGUUGCUAUGAUUCUUAUUUUACCAUCUCUGGAAGACAUUUGUCUAGUUCCAGGACAUCAGGACACUUUCACCAAAAAGCCAGAAUUUUGUUUCUUACCUGUACAGAUUUUUGAAUCCAUUCACAUGCACGCGUACCUGCCAGAGUUUGUCUCUCUCUAUGCACGACUGUCAGCAAGAGUUGAAAUGGAUGGAGUCUUGGCUCAACAAGAACAUAGAGAGGCCUUUUCUUCGGAAGAAUUACAAAAAGCUAAGGAGCAGGUUCAACAGACAGCAAACCUUCAACAAACGUUAGACCGAAUUUGGAAAUGUGCAAGAUGGAUACGAGACAUUACCACGUACGCCAGAACAAGGGAGAAAAAGUCAGGCAUUCUUCUCUCCCAUUUAUUCUCCACUGGUGUUCAGGGAAGCCAUGUUUCUACACUCAAUGAAGCUACGGUGAAAGCAACCAAACUACACCUUCACUUCUCCUCCUCCUCCUCCACUAAAUCCUCUUCAAGAAGUGUUGGGAAAGACCAAAAACGUAUUGCUAAAUUCUAUGACCCGAAUGAAGAGACGCCCCACAGCACGGAGAGCAUUAGCAUUGGGGAAGAAGAAAGCUACACUCCAAUUCAAUACGCUCUAUCGGCACCACCAACCCCUGUCAGUCAAGCCAACUGUCCACAUUUAACACCUUCCUCAUCAUUUUCAUCAACAUCUUCAUUAGCGGAAUCGUCCUUGGACUCAGGUCAAGACUUAUCGUAUGCAAUUAUAAAAGUGCAUGCUUUGUAUGAUACAGGACUAAACAGAAAUGUUAACAUCAAACUUCAUAUUACUGAGCAGACAACUUCUCGAGACAUAGUCAAUCUGGUUGUAAGACAUUUGAAUUCUAUUGUACAAACAAAAGGAAAAGGUGUUUUGGCCUAUUCCGAAGAUGUUUUAUCUGACUUUUGUUUGGUUCUUAAAUACCAAGGACAUGAAAAGGUUUUGAAAGAAGACUACAAACUGUUACAACUUAAAAGUCAGCUUCAGAGAGCUAAAAUCUGUGUUAUGAUGAUAGAAUCUUUAUUUUCAGAAGACGAAUUGGGGCAGGCAACUAUUGUAUAGAAAAACAUAAACAUGGUAUAUGAUAUUUCACAUAGUUUUUUUUUUAAUCUUCUAUAUGCUGCAGAUGUAACUAUGAUUGAGUGUCUCCAAAUUUGGAAUUUUUAUCGAUUUUUAACACGAAAUGUACUAAAAUGACAUGACUAGAAUUCCUGCUCAAAAUUCUGCCAUAAAGAAAUUUAAACUGUAAAUAUAAAUGAAAUAAAUGAUGUUUCAUUGGUCUA